Molecule: messenger RNA, 804 nt
Organism: Venturia canescens
Lineage: Eukaryota; Metazoa; Arthropoda; Insecta; Hymenoptera; Ichneumonidae
Gene: mRpL14
Product: mitochondrial ribosomal protein L14
Exons: 2
Coding region: 318-761 (147 amino acids)
Biological process (GO): translation
Cellular component (GO): mitochondrion; ribosome
Molecular function (GO): structural constituent of ribosome
Source: RefSeq, a predicted model, not a curated record
GACCACUGCUAAUAUUUUGAGCCAAUUAAUCCAGAUUACAAUUCGUGUUUCAAGUAAUAUAAAUUUAUUUUCUCAAUCAGAAUUUUGCAUAUUUUUUUUAAAUUCAGAGAAUCGGUGGUUGAGACGCCACCCUGGAAACAAUCAGGUGGCGUCAUCACUCGGAUAAAUUUCUCAACUCGCAUCGGCGGCUCAACAAUGAGGUUAUGUUUUGAUUAAAAACUAAUUCACUCUCCAAUUUCAGUCGUAUUCUUUGGUAUCUGUAAAUAAGAGCAAAUUUCAAUGAUUUACUGUCAAAAUAAUUGAAAAAACGCACGAAAAUGGCCGCUUGUCGUUUUUCCAUGAUUCUUGCAUCCCGUCGAUUUCACACGACCGUAGAAAAAUUGGAUAUACAAAAAAGGUCACGGUUACGAGUCGUCGACAAUAGUGAAAUUGGAAAACAGGCUAUGCUCGAAGGAAAACCACCCCGGUGCAUUCAUGUCUACAGUAAGAAGAAACACGGUUACAUCGGAGACAGAGUCCUUGUGGCGAUAAAGGGACAAAUGAAGAAGGGAAUAUUAGUGGGUUUAAAAAGGAGUGAAAACCCAAAAAUUCCCAGAUUUGACACCAACAAUAUCGUCCUCAUCGACGACAACGGAACUCCUCUGGGAACAAGAAUUCAUGUUCCCAUACCACACAUCUUGAGAACUAUGAUGAAACAGAAAACGCACAACAAGGGACCGGAUUACACCAAACUCUUGGCCAUUGCUUCUUCUUUUGUGUAGAAUUAUGAUAGAAAUUUAUCAAAUAAAAAUAAAUCUAAGUUAC